Fusarium redolens is the source of this 1467-nucleotide messenger RNA. RefSeq names its product putative mitochondrial chaperone bcs1. Gene Ontology annotation, biological process: protein insertion into mitochondrial inner membrane from matrix; mitochondrial respiratory chain complex III assembly. Gene Ontology annotation, molecular function: ATP hydrolysis activity; ATP binding. Gene Ontology annotation, cellular component: mitochondrial inner membrane. The transcript has 2 exons. Lineage: Eukaryota; Fungi; Ascomycota; Sordariomycetes; Hypocreales; Nectriaceae. The record is from RefSeq and is a predicted model, not a curated record. Bases 1 to 1467 code for a protein of 488 amino acids.
AUGACACUUCUCAGCAACAUCAACCCUCCUCUCACCCCCGGGUCACUGUCCCAGCAGAUGUCUGUCUUGGACCUCUUUCUUCCUGGUUUUACCAACAUCACCACUGCGGCAGGUCAGGUCCUCAGUGGCAACUUAACUGGCUACACUCAAUUGAUGUGCCUAUUUGCACUGGCCGCGUUUUUGAAGCCCUAUGUGUCCCAACUGAAAGAUUGGUUCCUUCAGCAUUGCACAUCAACAAUCUAUAUCAAAUCUUCGGAUGAAACAUACCACAUGGUCCAGACCUGGAUCUCAUCUCAAGGAUUGGAUGAUACCGCCCGUUCUAUUGUCGCUAAAGUCAAAACCAAGCAAAAUCCUACCCAAGGACAUGACCCCCACGCUAAAAAAGCUCUCCGGUAUGCCCCUUGGGAAGGCUCCUUUGUCUUCUGGUACAAACACAACUUGCUCUACUAUCAGACUACACAAGUGGAUGUUGGUUUUCACAAAGAAGAGCAGAUCUCCAUCACCUGUGCUGGGCGAUCUGGAAUCUUGAGAGAUCUUCUAGAAGACUGUCGACGUGGAUACCUUAAUGAAUCAAAGAAUAAGACGACCAUUCAUGGACAUCGCGAUGAAUACUGGAGAAAGGAGAAAGCGGUGGCUGCUCGGCCUCUGUCGACAGUCAUUCUUGACGAAAAGCAAAAGGAGGACCUGAUUAAGGACAUUCAAAACUUCCUCGACCCUGAAACUAGGCACUGGUACUCCCAACAUUCAAUUCCCUACAAACGAGGAUACCUCUUGCAUGGGCCGCCUGGUACUGGAAAAUCCAGUUUCAGUUUGUCAAUUGCCGGCGAAUCAGAUAUGGAUAUCUACGUCGUCAGCAUUCCCGGUGCAAACGAUCAAAUGCUAAAGGGCCUAUUUGCUGGCCUUCCAGACAGAUGUGUCGUCUUAUUGGAGGACAUUGAUGCAGCAGGAGCUGCAUGUUCCAGGGACUCUCACUCAGAGGACUCAGACAGCGACACAGACACAAGGCCACAAAGGAGGGGGGUGACUCUUUCAGGCUUACUGAACGUCCUUGAUGGUGUUGCCUCUCAGGAAGAUAGAAUCCUUAUCAUGACAACAAACCAUCCCGAAAAGUUGGACCGGGCACUCACACGGCCUGGCCGGAUUGACAAAGAGGUUGAAUUUCAGCUUGCCAGCAGAGGCAUCAUCAAGGAUAUCUUCUGCUUCAUGUUUGGACAACUAGAGAAGAAGAUUGUACAAGUCAGUCAACAAAAGGUAUGUAAUGGAGAAAUAGAGAGUCAAGCGGAUGAGUUUGCCGCGAAGAUUCCGGAGUCCAAGUUCAGUCCGGCGGAGAUCAUGUCGUACCUUCUACUAUACAGGUCUUGCCCGGCUGCUGCAAUAGAGAAAUGCGGCCAAUGGGUGGAUGGCCUCCUUAAGGAGAAGCAGGCCAAGGAAGAUGCAUUGAAGCGUGGCAUGCGGAACCCCUCGUAG